Messenger RNA from Exophiala xenobiotica, 1026 nucleotides. RefSeq lists its product as uncharacterized. Gene Ontology annotation, molecular function: methylmalonyl-CoA epimerase activity. Lineage: Eukaryota; Fungi; Ascomycota; Eurotiomycetes; Chaetothyriales; Herpotrichiellaceae. The transcript has a single exon. The record is from RefSeq and is a predicted model, not a curated record. Bases 1 to 1026 code for a protein of 341 amino acids. Gene Ontology annotation, biological process: L-methylmalonyl-CoA metabolic process. Gene Ontology annotation, cellular component: mitochondrion.
AUGCCUAUCCCCGACGUCAAGAACGAUCCUUCAAAAGUCCAGCUUGUCCGCUUGGGCCACGUCUACUUCGAGCAUCCGGAUCUGAACAAGUUUGCAAAGUUCGCCAGAGACUUUGGAUUCAUCGAGGAGAAGAGGGUUGGCGAUACCGUGUAUUACUGUGGAUAUGGACGUGAUCCAUACGUAUAUGUGGCGACAAAAGCCAAGUCCGGGAAACCAAAGUUCAUGGGUGCUGCUUUCGUCGCCAGAGAUCAAACAGAGUUCGAUAAAGCUUCCAGAAUCCCCGGUGCGACGGUCAAGAGCCUCGAUCAGGCGCCUGGAGGCGGACAAUUGAUCACAAUCGCUCGUCCGAACGGGACAUAUGUCCAUAUCGUGUAUGGCCAGGAAGAACGGAAGGUCAACACUGGAAAGACAGAGCCCACAGCAACGCAUGACUCACAAGGUCCAUACAACAGCCCCUUCGAGAAGAAGAGACUCGGCCAAUUCCAGCGAUACCACGAAGGGCCUGCUCUUGUCCACAAGCUGGGCCAUUUGGGAUAUGUGUGCAAGGAGUUCGACGACGAAUUGAACUUUUACACUUCCAACUUCAAUCUCGUCCACUCGGACAUCCUGUGGCAUCCGCAAUUCUCCAACGUCGAUGUACUGACCUUCAUGCACAUCGAUCUCGGAAAGGAGUAUUCAGACCACCACAUUAUGUUUCUGCAGCGAGCGCCCCCCGAGGUCAAGGAAACAUAUAUCCACCACAGCUCGUUCGAAGUUGCCGACUUCGACACCCAAUUGAUCGGUCACGAGUGGCUAGCGAAGAACAAGUGGAAGAGUGUUUGGGGAGUGGGCAGGCAUAUCCUAGGCAGUCAGAUCUUUGACUAUUGGCAAGACGUCAGUGGUUUCAAGAUUGAACAUUAUGCUGAUGGCGACGUGGUGAAUGAAGACACCGCCACUCGCAGGGAAGUGGCGGGACCGAUAUCUGUCUGGGGUCCCGAGUUGCCAAAGGAUUUCGGAGAGGACGCCACCAAGAUAUCUUUCCAGUAG